Messenger RNA from Scatophagus argus, 1556 nucleotides. It is a transcript of the gene ubxn1, whose product is annotated as UBX domain protein 1. NCBI's taxonomy places the organism in Eukaryota, Metazoa, Chordata, Actinopteri, Scatophagidae. Gene Ontology annotation, molecular function: protein binding. The coding region runs from base 84 to 1007 and encodes 307 amino acids. The record is from RefSeq and is a predicted model, not a curated record. The transcript has 10 exons.
UCGUGCUGUACAGUUUGUUCCAUAUGGGUUCCCGUACUGUUGAAGCGCUGUUGACGAGAAGUGUCUUUGACUGAUGUGUCAAAAUGGCAGAUCAAACAACACUAGAGAGUCUGCUGGAGAUGGGCUUUGAAAGAAACAGAGCGGAGAAAGCAGUGGCCAACACAGGAAACCAGGGAAUAGAACAAGCCAUGGACUGGUUAAUGGAACAUGAGGACGACCCAGACAUCGAUGAACCCUAUGUGCCGCCUGUAGGAGAUGUCUUGGGAGGAAAAGACGAGAGCCAGUCCACCACCGAACAGCCAACACAAGCAGACACCGCUGAAGAUCAGGCAGAUGGAGAGAGCAGUUACAGUGGUGGUGAAAACAGUGCAAAGAAGCCAAUGACAGAGGAGGAGAGACUUGAGCAAGUUAAAAGGCUAGAGGAGCUGAUGCGGGUGAAGCAGGCGGAGAGAAGACAGCGAGAGCAGGAUGAAGAGUUGGAAAGGGAGAAGCAGCGGAGGAAACAGGGCCAAGAGCUGCAGCAGAUUCGCCAAAAGCUAAUGGACGAUGAUAUGAAAAAACUUGCUGAGCAGCGCCGGAGAGAGAAGAUGGAGGACAAGCUGGCAAGGCAAAGGGUUAAGGAAAAGAUCGCACGAGACAGAGAGGAGAGAGCACAAAAGUUUGGAAGCGGUGGACAAACGAGCACGACCGCAUCGUCCCAACCUUCCCAGCCCAGCCCCUCAUCGCCCACCAGUCACGGCCCUCCACCCACUAAGAAGGAGUACGAUGAGUCCAGGAUUCAGGUCCGUCUGCUGGACGGCUCAACCAUCACAACGGUGUUCAAGGCCCAGGAGCCGCUGGCGGCAGUGCGUGUCUAUGUGCAGGUGAACAGCAACACACCUGAGGGUCAGGACUUCACGCUGCUGUCUCCCUACCCCCGUCACGUAUACACUGAACUGGACAUGGAGAAGCCCCUUAAAGAACUGGGUUUGGUGCCUUCAGCUGUGCUGGUUGUUACCAAAAAGUGAGAACAGGAGCAUCUGCUCUGUGAGCCUACCUCACUACCUUCAUUACAUCAACACGAGAAUCACCGGAUCUGAUCCAGGAACGGAUCCGCACCCUUUUAGUAUCAUUCAGUAAGCCAGCUAACUGAGCUGAUGCAGACAAAGUGAAGUUGUGUUUUCAGAAGUUGUUUGAAGUAGCGCUGAAAAUGCCAUCACACGUGCCGUUCUGGGCUGACUGAUUUCACUUGUUAUUGAUUGGUUUGUGUGCAGUGUGGUGGACCGGGACUUUUACAAAGUGAAGAUAGCUGGCUUCUGAUGGAUACUGCCUCACGGUUUUCAACAUUUAGAAUAAAAAUGAUUCGGAACAAAAUCGUUACAUUUUCACAUGAUGGUUACAUAACAAAGACCCAUUCGAUUGGCUCUGAAAGGGCCUUAAAUCUAAUUACCACGACCUUCCAGAUUUUGUGACAUUGUACUUUUGCCAGUUUUUUUUUUAAAUUUAAAAAAACAUUAACAGUAAUAUCUGCAUAAUCACCAAGAAUCGGUUUCAAAUAAAGCUGAAGUGGAGAAUUA